AUGAUCAACAUAAAACUCUUCAGUCUUCUCAUUCUUUUGUUUCUUUCUGCGGCUCUUGCCCUGCUCGAAAGCGACGGUGACUCGGUUCUGUCCAAUUCACUCCAUAAACGUAAUUCUGCACUAACGGCAGAUUCCCAAGGUAUUUGUCAUACUUAUACUGUCCAGGCAGGAGAUAGUUGUGCUGCCCUUGCCACUCAAUAUGGAAUCAGCAGGGCCAAUAUUGAGACCUGGAACAUUGGGGUUUGGGGCUGGACGGGCUGCAGUGGAUUGAAGCAGGGUGUCUUCAUGUGUCUCGGUUCUGGAAAACUUCCAAUGCCAGUAGCUCUCCCGCAUGCUACCUGUGGUCCUCAGGUGCCUGGUACUAUGCGUCCUCUCGGGAUGUCUGAUCUUGGCUCCCUUAACCCGUGUCAUUCUGGUGCAUGUUGUUCUAAGCUAGGUACAUGCGGAACCACUGCCGAUUUCUGUGGUACGGGCUGUGUUUCUAAUUGUAAACUGGAAGAUGCUCCGACCAAGAAGAUUGCUUCUUCUGAAACGAAUGCAAGUCUUCCGAGCACAACUUCAAAAAUAUCCAGCAAAACUACAAGCACCACUUCGAAGAAAACACGAAAGGUCACCACCAUCACCAAAAAGUCAAGCACAACAACCGAGAAAAAAGCCACCAAAACUACAAGCGAAACACCGGUUCCUGCAUGGCAACUUACAAUCUACAAGGAGAAAGGUUGCAAGGGCGAAGAAUACAUCUCACUCCAAGGGCACGACACGAAAGACAUAUCCUGCGUCAAUCUCUCCGACAAUCUCAAUACAGACAUCAAUGAUAAACAGACCUCGUGUCGGCUAUGGACCGACGGCGGCCUUAACUGGGGCAGCUGCAAAGGCCAAAAGAUCACCCAGCCCAAGUCGUACUUUAUUACUCGUGGUCAGUGUCUCGUGUACGGUGAACGAGAUUGUGCUACGAAAUCCUACCAAGGGGAUGUCAGGAAUCCGGCAGUCGGCUGCCAAUUUCCAUAUCAGGCCAGUUGGUCUCCGGAGGAUUUCGUGUCUAUCAGAUGCUUUGAUAACGAAUACGGAGUAGCUGGUGUUCAGAGUAGUUGGUAUCCGGAUAAAGUUAUCAAUGGAUAA
This is a messenger RNA of Penicillium nucicola, 1119 nucleotides long. RefSeq lists its product as uncharacterized. Lineage: Eukaryota; Fungi; Ascomycota; Eurotiomycetes; Eurotiales; Aspergillaceae. The transcript has 2 exons. Bases 1 to 1119 code for a protein of 372 amino acids. Gene Ontology annotation, molecular function: chitin binding. The record is from RefSeq and is a predicted model, not a curated record.